Messenger RNA from Ascochyta rabiei, 1095 nucleotides. RefSeq lists its product as uncharacterized. NCBI's taxonomy places the organism in Eukaryota, Fungi, Ascomycota, Dothideomycetes, Pleosporales, Didymellaceae. Bases 1 to 1095 code for a protein of 364 amino acids. The record is from RefSeq and is a predicted model, not a curated record. Gene Ontology annotation, cellular component: cytoplasm. The transcript has a single exon.
AUGACGUUCACAAUCCUAUCCGACAACGACGUGAAAUCCAUCCUCUCCUCCCUCUCGCAACAGGACGUGUCAAAAGUAGCAGACGACUUCAUCCAGUCCCUCGUCCAAUACUCCUGCCACAAUGAAGCGCAAUAUCAGCCCGAGCGUGCUGCCGUAAAGCGAGGACAGCAGAGCAGUUUAUUCAUGCCCGCAACAACCCCCCAGCACAUCGGCGUCAAGAUCGUCGGCAUCGCCCCUUCGAAACCGGCCAGCACGUCGCCCGACGCAAAACCAAAGCCAGGCCUCCAAGCUACCCUCACUGUGUGCGGUCCCGAGGGGAAAGCAGUCGGCGUGCUCAAUGCAGCGGAGAUUACCGCGUUCCGCACAGCCCUGGGGAGUAUGCUGUUGUACAGGCUGAGGAGGCGAACGGAGAACGUUGUUGUUUUUGGUGCUGGUGCGCAGGCUAGGUGGCAUAUUCGACUUGCGCUUAUCCUGCGUGGUGAGGAUAUCAAGAAGAUCACUAUUGUCAACCGGAGCAAAGCCAGGACGCAAGAGCUCAUCGAGAGAUUGAAGGAGAUCGGUAUACCGUCACAUGUCAACCUCGACGUGUUCGAACAGGAUGCGAGCCUGGAGGAUCUGAUCGUGGAUGCGGAUGUCAUCUUCUGCGGUGUGCCGAGCACAUCACCACUUUUCCCGGCUGCGUACCUAACGAGUGAGAAGGCGAGACGGAAGACGAGAUACAUCGCUGCCAUCGGGAGCUAUCGUCUUGACAUGCAAGAAAUCGACCCCGAGCUUCUCAAGGUCAUUGCAGAUCCUCAGAGCAGCUUCAAGGACGAGGUGUGGCAGGGCAAGGUGGCAGUCGAUAGCGCCGAGGGCUGCUUGGCAGAGGCGGGUGAAUUAGACAGAGCGGGUAUCAAGAAAAGGGGGAUGUUGGAGGUCGGUGCAAUUCAGGAUCUGAGGUCCAGUAGCCGUCCCGACGGGUUAGAAAGAUGGCUCAAAGACGGCUUCGUAAUCUACAAAAGCGUGGGUGUAGGUAUCAUGGACAUCGCAAUCGGAAGCAAGUUGCUCGAGCUGGCAAAGGAGAAGGGACGUGGAGUUCACCUGGACGACUUCUAG